This is a messenger RNA of Sipha flava (yellow sugarcane aphid), 444 nucleotides long. RefSeq lists its product as uncharacterized. Bases 1 to 444 code for a protein of 147 amino acids. The transcript is spliced from 2 exons. The record is from RefSeq and is a predicted model, not a curated record. Lineage: Eukaryota; Metazoa; Arthropoda; Insecta; Hemiptera; Aphididae.
AUGAUAGAAGAUAAUAAUGGUGAACAAGACCACGCCAUAUAUUACACAGCGGAACCAGAAGUACCAAAUCCGAGUUUAGAAGAGAUACAGUAUGCAAUCCAAACUCUAAAAAAUAAUAAGUCUCCAAGAGAGGAUAAAAUUGUUGCUGAAUUACUGAAGUUAGGAAGACAAAACCUAACAAAAAACUUACAUAAUCUAAUUCAACAGAUAUGGACAAAGGAAAAGAUACCAAAAGAAUGGAAUGAAUUGAUAUGUCCAAUUUUCAAAAAAGGUAGCCGAAAUAAAGUCGAAAAUUAUAGAGGCAUAACACUGUUGAAUUCUGGAUAUAAAAUACUAUCAUUAAUUAUACUUAAAAGAUUGCAAAUAUACACAGAUGAGAUAGUGAGAACUACCAAAGUGGAUUCAGGAAAAAUAAAUCAACUACUGAUCACAUAUUUGUCAUAA